UUACAAUCUUAAUGUACUGCUCUUGUAGGCUAUUAAAACUGAAUCAAUGAACUUUUGAAUUGCUGUUGAUACAUUCUAUAGGUAUAUCCCAAGGUAUAGUCAAAUAAAAUUUGUAGGCAAGGUAGAUACAAAAAUUUAUAUAAUUUUUCAUGAAUUGAUGAAUUUAGAAACUGUCAACAAUCAAUAAUAAUAUCAGAGAACCGCACUUUGAACUUACGAAAAAACUGUGCUGAAUGUUUUAUUUAUUAAAUUAACCGUCAUUAAAGCACAAAAUUUUGUUAUUAUAAAAAUAUAUUGAAUUUCCUCCCCUCUUAUUUAACUAAGAAAAACGCUAUCUAUAUCUAUCGUUUCCUACCUCGGUGGUGUUAAAAAGCUUCCAGUCAGCUGACAGAAUCGCUCUUAGAAAAUGUCCGUAUCCAACUUACUUUAUAGAUUAAAUAGUGCUGCAAAGGGCUUGGAAAGGGCCUUAUUUAGGGCCCUUACAGGAACUUAUCAUCCAGACGAUUAUAGGUUAUGUCUGGAUAUUCCGCUGGAAAACAAAACUUUAAAGGGAAAUAGCGAGAGGAAAGGCGUUUUGGAAUCGAUUCUAGGGGACGGAUUUUUAUUUGCCGUUCCGAAGCACCGGAGAACUAUAGAAAAACGACUUAAGAGGAAAUUUGGCAAUCCAGAGUACGACUUGAAAAUUUUGCUUCCAAGGAAGAAUUUAAAGACCUGCAACGUUUGUGGGGACGAUCACGAGAUUGGAGUUUUAUGUCCAACAUGCUACAAGAAAGUUAUCGAUGAAACCAAAGCUAUGCAAGAUGCUAUUCAAAAUGAGUUGAAACUGGAACCUGUGGAAAAAGAGAUUGUAGUUCUGUACGAUGGGGAGAAAGAUAAACAGCCAGACGAGUUCUGGAACGGUAAAAGGAUUGUGGAAAUGAAAAAAUCAAGACCAGAGUGGUUUAGUGAGAAUUUGCUUCAAAAAACUACUCAAAAAGGUGCCACAACCAGUGAUGUUAAACCAUCGGAGCUGGGUUAAUUUAAUUUAGAUGAACAGUAUGUUUUUUAUGUUAUAAUUCUGUAAUAAAUAAAUUAUAAACAAUU
Molecule: messenger RNA, 1083 nt
Organism: Sitophilus oryzae (rice weevil)
Lineage: Eukaryota; Metazoa; Arthropoda; Insecta; Coleoptera; Curculionidae
Gene: mRpL32
Product: 39S ribosomal protein L32, mitochondrial
Exons: 4
Coding region: 407-1018 (203 amino acids)
Biological process (GO): translation
Cellular component (GO): mitochondrial large ribosomal subunit
Molecular function (GO): structural constituent of ribosome
Source: RefSeq, a predicted model, not a curated record